This is a messenger RNA of Sinocyclocheilus grahami, 624 nucleotides long. RefSeq names its product LIM/homeobox protein Lhx2-like. Gene Ontology annotation, biological process: regulation of transcription by RNA polymerase II; neuron differentiation. The transcript has 3 exons. Gene Ontology annotation, cellular component: nucleus. The record is from RefSeq and is a predicted model, not a curated record. Bases 1 to 624 code for a protein of 207 amino acids. NCBI's taxonomy places the organism in Eukaryota, Metazoa, Chordata, Actinopteri, Cypriniformes, Cyprinidae. Gene Ontology annotation, molecular function: DNA-binding transcription factor activity, RNA polymerase II-specific; RNA polymerase II transcription regulatory region sequence-specific DNA binding.
AUGGGUGUGGACUUGUCGGAGAGAGUGAGCUGUCAGAAGUCCAAACGCAUGAGAACGUCUUUCAAACAUCACCAGCUGCGGAGCAUGCAGAACUUCUUCACCCACAACCACAAUCCAGAUGCCAAAGACCUCAAAGAGCUCGCCCAGAAAACCGGCCUCACCAAACGUGUGCUCCAGGUCAGAAAAACCUCUCUGAACCUCUAUGUGAGCGAUAUGGGUGUGGACUUGUCGGAGAGAGUGAGCUGUCAGAAGUCCAAACGCAUGAGAACGUCUUUCAAACAUCACCAGCUGCGGAGCAUGCAGAACUUCUUCACCCACAACCACAAUCCAGAUGCCAAAGACCUCAAAGAGCUCGCCCAGAAAACCGGCCUCACCAAACGUGUGCUCCAGGUUUGGUUCCAAAAUGCCCGUGCAAAACUCAGGAGAAACUGUCUAUAUCAGGAGAGCGUGGGAGUGGACAAUGUUUCUGACAAUUCCACAAUCACAUCCCCAUCAGUGCCUUCACCCCAACUGUCCCACAGAUCUCUGAGCCCAUCCAGCCCCACCGGCACCUCUCCAUCACAACACGCACAACACAGUCACAACACAAACUCCCCAAUGCCUGAGUUCCUCUACCACUCUUAA